UAUCGCGUCAGUACAAACUUUGUAAGUGUAUGCAUCAUAUGUGUCAAAUUUUGGAACGCUCAACUCACCAUAGCCCCGCCUCCUCAGUUCCGGCAUUUUGGCUCCGGAAGUACCGUACUUUUUUUUGGUUCACAGGAAAAGGAAAAAAAACUGCAAAAAUGCCUGCCACUAAAAGACACAAGUCUUUUCAGGCUUCUCAAGCGAAGAGAAGAAAGGAGGAUCAGAAUGAAGUCGCCAUGCCAUCCAACAAAACGACACCAGCCUCUGCAACGUCAAGCAACCCCCAAAGAGAAGCACCUUUGCGGAGAAGGAAUAAGAAAAAGUCCCCCGCAGUACUAAAAGAGGGAAAUAAACCUGCAGGGUCCAGCUGCCAUUCCUCCAAGAAAAAAUCAACUCAAAAGGCCAGGACUAGGACCAAGUUCAAUCCACCUGUAAAGAACGCCAAGCUGCUGAAAGCCACAAGUGCCUCCUCAAAGAAUCCCAACUCUAAAGGAACCCUAAAAAGACCAGCCAAGAUCUUCAAAACUGCUUCCACAGAGUCCGAUGAGGAGUUUAUCAGAACUCAUAAACCACAUUGCAUCAGAAAAUACUCUAAUGGGGAUCGAGGUAAGCGUAAAGGGUCACAGUCUAACCUGAAUGAAGAAGUAUUGCUCUCAGACCCUGUGCAGAGGGAUCACAAUUAUGGUAUACCCUCUGCGUCUUAUGGUAGUCAUUCUGAAAUUGAGGAAAAUAAAAGGAAAAGAGUCAGAGAGUCCACCAGAGGCCCAGAGACCCAGAGAGAUGUGAAGAUGGAAACUCAAAUGUCUUCAGAACCCUUACCUGAACAAUCUGGACAGAUGAAGCGGAGCAGUGAGACUCAUGAGGUGCAGGAUAAUUCCAUGACCCCCCCUACAGAUGAAUUUAGUGAGAGUGUCAACUCCAAUCCUGACAUAAAAAUGUCUCCUCCAGCAUCCCCUGAGAAAGCUUCAGACCCCAUCCAUAAGCAGGUGAACCAGAAUAAUUCCAUGACCACCCCCCCAACAGAUGAAUUUAGUGAGAGUGUCAACUCCAAGCCUGACAUAAAAAUGUCUCCUCCAGCAUCCCCUGAGAAAGCUUCAGACCCCAUCCAUAAGCAGGUGAACCAGAAUAAUUCCAUGACCACCCCCCCAACAGAUGAAUGUAGUGAGAGUGUCAACACCGAGCCUGGCAUAAAAAUGUCUCCUCCAGCGUCCCCUGAGAAAGCUUCAGACCCCAUCCAUAAGCAGGUGAACCAGAAUAAUUCCAUGACCACCCCCCCAACAGAUGAAUUUAGUGAGAGUGUCAACACCGAGCCUGGCAUAAAAAUGUCUCCUCCAGCGUCCCCUGAGAAAGCUUCAGACCCCAUCCAUAAGCAGGUGAACCAGAAUAAUUCCAUGACCACCGCCCCAACAGAUGAAUUUAGUGAGAGUAUCAACACUGAGCCUGGCAUAAAAAUGUCUCCUCCAGCAUCCCCUAAGAAAGCUUCAGACCCCAUCCAUAAGCAGGUGAACCAGAAUAAUUCCAUGACCACCGCCCCAACAGAUGAAUUUAGUGAGAGUAUCAACACUGAGCCUGGCAUAAAAAUGUCUCCUCCAGCAUCCCCUAAGAAAGCUUCAGACCCCAUCCAUAAGCAGAUGAACCAGAAUAAUUCCAUGACCACCCCCCCAACAGAUGAAUUUAGUGAGAGUGUCAACACUGAGCCUGGCAUAAAAAUGUCUCCUCCAGCAUCCCCUGAGAAAGCUUCAGACCCCAUCCAUAAGCAGGUGAACCAGAGUAGACAGAAACAUGAGGAGCAGAAUGAUUCCGUGACCAUCCCUACAUAUCAAGUUAGUGAGAGUGUAGCGAGCAAGAUGGAUGCAUAUAAAAAGUCUGCAGAUCCCAUACCUGAACUACUAAAACAGAGCACGGAGACACAGGAAAUGCAGGAAAAUUCCAUGACCACCCAUACAGAUAAAGUUAAUGAACAUUUAGAGAUUAAGGUCGGUGCAAAAAUAUUGUCUCCUCCAGCCAUCGGCUUAGUAGCAUAUAGUAACAGUAGUGAUUCUGAAUGUGAAAGUGAGGGAAAUGACAGGACGGGAGUCACAGAGUCAAUAGAUGUGAAGAUGAAAACUCAAGCAUCUUCAGAGAAGGCUUCAGACCCUGUCCAUGAACAGGUGAAGGAGAGCAGUGAGACGAGGCAGAUGCAGGAGGAUCCCAUGACCACCCCUACAUAUGAAGUUACCGAGGAUUCCAUGACCACCCCUACAUAUGAAGUUACCGAGGAUUCCAUGACCACCCCUACAUAUGAAGUUACCGAGGAUUCCAUGACCACCCCUACAUAUGAAGUUACCGAGGAUUCUAUGACCUCCCCUACUGAGAGUGUAGACACCAAGCUUGAUGCAAAUAUAAAGCCUCCUCCAUCUAUAGAAGUAUAUUCAGAGGAGGCUUCAGACCCUGUCCCUGAACAGGUGAAUCCUGAACAGGUGAAUCAGAUAUACAUUGAAAUAGAGAAGGUGCAGGAAGAUUCCAUGACCACCCCAACAGAUGAAGUACGUGAACUCUUAGAUUGCACGCUUGAUGCAGAAAUAAUGUCCCUGCCACCUUUAGAAGCAUCCUCUGAGGAGACCCAUACAUUUGAAGUUAGUGAGAGUGUAGAGACCAAGUGUUCAGAACUUGCACCUGGACAUGUGACGCAGUGCACUGAGAUGCAGGGCGAUUCCACGCCAACCCAUGCAGAUCAACUAAGUGAGAGUGUAGAAACCAAGCUUGAUAUCGAAGUAAAUUCUGCUCCAUCUGUAGAACUAUCCUCUGAGGAGACUUCAGACAUUGUCUCUGUCUCAGAGCAGGUGCCUCAGAGCAGUGAGACACAGGAAGUCCAGGAAGAUUCCAUGACCACCCUUACAGAUGAACUUAGGGAAAGUUUAGGAACAAAGUCGGGUGCUAAAAUAAAGUCUCCACCCUUAGAGGUGCUUUUCAGUGCUCUAAAGGAUUCCAGUCUUUGCAAACAUCCCCUGUCUCAUACGAUGCGCUCAAAUGUCAAAGAGUUUCUGGGAGUAGAGGAUUCUUUAGAAAUCACUAAAAAAGACUGUGACUUUGGUGUAACGGAGAGCAUUGAGUGUACUUUAGACCUGGGGACUCCGAUUAUUGUCGAGGAUAUGGAGAUCGGCCACUGUGUUGUGGAGGUGGUGGGAGAGAAUGGAGAUGAGGUGGAUAGUGAUCUGGAAAUCAUAGACAACUCUGAGAGGCCAGAGAAGACACUUGAGCUAACCAAAGGGUCUGAAGAAGAGUGCAGUGUGGAUAAAAGUGAAGAUGGUAUUGAAAAGAAAGGCACAAGUUCCUCUAACCAAGACAGCACAAAUAGUGGGAAGAAGGAAGCUACUAAAAAAACACAGGGUAGCCUGGACAAACCCAAGAAACAGCAGAUGAACCCUCAGGCCCGGACCAAAGCCCGACUAGCAGCGCUAGCUGAGCAAAAGGCAGCUGCCUCCAAAAAAGCGAGCAGGCAGCUCAACCUCCUGGCCCUAUGUGAAGAAAUAGCAGAUGAUAUCGCCACUGACACAAUGUUAAUAAAGACGAAGGAGGAGGAGGAGCAGGUUGUAACAAUUAAGGCUGAACCCAGCAAGGAGCCAGAAUGCACACUGCCUGUCACACAGGCUGAGACUGUUCCGAUACCUCCUACUCCUGCCCGGCCCGAGGAACCGUCUCCAGCAGUAGAACCCUCCGCUGAGGAGCCUGCUCCAGCCAAGCCCCCAGCUCCAGAGCCACCUCGGAGGCGUUUCUUCAUCAGCCAAGUGACGGUACCCCUCAAAAUCCAUGAGAAGAAGAAGCUUACCAGGUUCCAGAGGCUGCGGCAGGUGGAACUGCAGCGGGAGAAGAAUAUGUCCUGGACCAUGGUGAAGAAGCUCAAGUCCGAUCAGAAGAUGAUUCCAGAGACUGAGACUAAACCUUCCCCUCCAGCAGCAGCACCUGUCCAAGUGACCACCCUCCCACCCCCCUCAGCCAGUCCAGCAGCACCCACAGUAGCUGCACUCUCCCCAACCAGUCAAGAAGUGACCCCAAAAGUUGAGCCCCCAAAAGUUGAGCCCCCAAAAGUGAGUAAGGGACCCACCCUGAGAAAGAGGACGCUUCCAGCAGAACCCCCGCCGAUGCCCAACGGGCUGAAAGCUCAGAAGGCCAAGCCUGUGGUGGAGUAUAAGCCUUACAAAUCCAGGCCCAAGUACUCCUUUGAUGACUUUGAAUGUGAUGACGAGCCGAAACCCACAGUGCAGAAGGCAGCAGUGAGACCUACAGCUACUACUAUUCAGAGGGCAGCAGUGAGACCGACACCUAGUACCAUUCAGAGGGCAGCAGGGAGAACUACACCUACCACCAUUCAGAGGUCAGCAGUGACACCUACCACCAUUCAGAGGUCAGCAGUGACACCUACCACCAUUCAGAGGUCAGCAGUGACACCUACCACCAUUCAGAGGUCAGCAGUGACACCUACCACCAUUCAGAGGUCAGCAGUGACACCUACCACCAUUCAGAGGUCAGCAGUGACACCUACCACCAUUCAGAGGUCAGCAGUGACACCUACCACCAUUCAGAGGUCAGCAGUGACACCUACCACCAUUCAGAGGUCAGCAGUGACACCUACCACCAUUCAGAGGUCAGCAGUGACACCUACCACCAUUCAGAGGUCAGCAGUGACACCUACCACCAUUCAGAGGUCAGCAGUGACACCUACCACCAUUCAGAGGUCAGCAGUGACACCUACCACCAUUCAGAGGUCAGCAGUGACACCUACCACCAUUCAGAGGUCAGCAGUGACACCUACCACCAUUCAGAGGUCAGCAGUGACACCUACCACCAUUCAGAGGUCAGCAGGGAGACCUACACCAGUGUCCGAAAAUGGCAAACAUGAAGACUCAAAACCUACCGUGCAGAAGCCAGAAAACAGGGGUCAGAAAACAGUAGGACCUACCGCGCCGAAAACAGGACAUAUCACACAGAAAACAGUAGGACCUACCGCGCAGAAUACAGUACCAACUGUACAGAAGGCCGUAGAGAUACCAACCCCUAUGUCCAAAAAUGGUAAACAUGAGGGAUGCAAACUUACUGUACAGAAUGCAGUAGUACCUACCGUACGCAAGGCAGACACGCCUAGACCCAGUGUACAGAAGGCAGCGGUGGUACCUAUAUCUUCCCCCAAAACGGAGCAGAAAGCAGAAGCACCACCUACGGCCAAAACUGGCGAAGAUGAGGAUUCCAUAGCACCAGUGUCCUCCCCUCCCUCUGAAGAGCCCCCAAGAGAUUAUGUUGACAAAGAGCAGUGUGAAGAAAAGCCUGCUGUUACUGAGAUUAAACCCGCAUCCCCAGAGGACAAGACAACAACAAAGAAUGCCGUUGACUCUGGGGUGGUUCAAUCAGCAGGUAAUAGCAGUCCCCUCUCUGACGAAAGUCUGCAGAAAGAAAUCAAGAAACUAAAGGAGACCGACGAAGAUGGAAAUCAAGCCAUUAUUGAUGCAGGGCAGAAGCACUUUGGCCCAGUGACCUGCAGUGUGUGUGGGAUGCUGUAUUCCGCUGCCAACCCAGAGGAUGAAUCCCAGCAUUUGCUCUUCCACAACCAGUUCACCAGUGCUGUCAGAUAUGUGGGGUGGAAGAAGGAGAGGAUUUUGGGGGAGUACCCCGAUGGCAAGAUCAUUCUUGUCCUUCCAGAUGACCCCAAAUAUGCACUGAAGAAGGUUGAGGAGAUUCGAGAGAUGGUGGACAAUGACCUGGGCUUCCAGCAGGUUGAGACCAAGUGUCCCUCCCAGACUAAAACCUUCCUGUUUAUCUCCAAUGACAAGAAGGUAGCUGGUUGCCUUAUCGCUGAGCACAUUCAGGAGGGCUACAGGGUCAUUGAGGAAGCGGUGCCCGAGGGCUCAGAGGGAGAGAAGGUGAUGUUUGAGCGUCAGAAAGCCUGGUGCUGUUCCACCAACCCAGAGCCAGCCCUCUGUGGCAUCAGCCGCAUCUGGGUCUUCAGCAUGAUGAGACGGAGGGGCAUCGCCUCACGCAUGAUCGAGUGUCUCAGGAACAACUUCAUCUACGGCUCCUACUUGAGCAAGGAGGAGAUCGCUUUCUCCGACCCCACGCCCGACGGGAAGCUCUUUGCUACACACUACUGUGGCACCUCGCAGUUCCUGGUUUAUAACUUUGUCAGUGGAACUCGUUCAGACCAACCAAGUCCUAAUUUGGUGUAACCAAUCGCAUCAAGGUGGAUUUUUGUUGAGGUCCAGCGACUCCUCACCAACCAAUCUUGUCGUGGACAUCCUGUCACAAGCACAUUGUGGCUCUUUUAGACUGAAUGUUUAGACUCAUCAAAGACUACUGUACUGACUCUUCUGAGGGGAAAUCUUGGUUUUUAAUCUCAGGUUGAAAACAACGUGUUGUUUAAAAGAUUUAAAAUCUCCCUUUAAUCCCUGCAUAGUAUUUUGAGACAAAUAAUAUUUUUAUUUAUGUUUUUUAAAUAAGAAACAAGCUUUUAUUGGCAGUAUUAAAGAGUUUACAUGCAUUAAGCUUGACAGCAAUAGAAAACAGCAUUUCACGAUUCAUAGUUUUUGAAGAUCCACUUAAUUUUACUCAAACGGUUCUAAAACAAUGUUAUCCUGUUCUAAUAAUGCUUUUCAUUCAUGUUGAGCAUCUUAAAAACUGUUAGAAGUUGCUAAUAUUAAGAUGAGUUGUCAUGUGUACACAAGGGGUUGUUCUUACACACUUCCAUGUUCAUCAUCUCUUUACUUUUAAUGAAGGAAUGCCACCUGACGUUCCAUUAUGUGAUACAGAGUACAUUAUUGUUAAGGUCACUCUCACAGAAUUUAUCAGAAUGUGGUGGUUUGAUUCUGUUGAGUGAAGUUUUCACUCACCAAUUUCUUCAUUUCAUGAUCGUUCUCAGUCUUGUUGCCAUGUGUCCUAAUCAUGUCCAUAAUUUAAAACGGAGAGUCCUAUUUGGGAUAGUUAUCCUCCUUAGGCAGUAAGUUGCAUGGACUAGCAGGAAGAAAAACUGAGAUAAUAAUGGUUGGAUUUCUGUAUGGGGCAUUUUUCUGUAGUGCUUCUAGUCAAGGCUCUUCACCCAAGUUGCCUCAGAAAUAUAUCUAACUGCAGAAAUGUUAAAUGUGAGCUGUGAUAUUAAGUGAAUCGCUAAGGUAGUCAGCAUUCGCUCAUUUCUGCCUGUGUAUGUUUGUGCCUGCCAUGAAUCAUAAACCUCAACCUGACUGUUAGAUUUCACUGACAGACUGAUCGUACUGUAGACUCCCUCAAAUGUUCUCAUCCAAACUGCCCUUAUUUGAAGCCCCCCCCCCCCUGAAAUCACCAUUUUUAAUAAUUGACCAUUUCUUCUAUUGGCAGAAAGUUUUAUUCACAUUUAGGACCUCAUUGAUAAGAUAUUAAGAGUUAAAAGUAAAUCACGUAAAUAUGAAUAAUAUAAAUGUCAUUGAAAGGGUUUAAAAGCUCAGGGUUAUUUGUUUUUUGAGGGAGUUGAAAACACCAUCCAUGUCAAAGGUGAUUAUCACAGCAAACCAAGGGACAGUUGUUCAGCCAUCAAAAAGGGUUGUGAGUCAUACAUUUUCUGGUAUCAAUGAUUUAUUCAUCACAUUGCCCUUCAUUUUGAAACAUUUUCUUUCAGAAAUAUUGUGGGUCAUGUAAGAAAACACAUUUUGAUUUAUAAAGAGCUGUCAUGUAAAUAGUUAUUUAAAAAUAAACUAUCCUGCCCUGC
Oncorhynchus keta (chum salmon) is the source of this 7705-nucleotide messenger RNA. RefSeq names its product titin homolog. Gene Ontology annotation, cellular component: chromatin; nucleus. Gene Ontology annotation, molecular function: protein-lysine-acetyltransferase activity. Gene Ontology annotation, biological process: mitotic sister chromatid cohesion. The transcript is spliced from 13 exons. NCBI's taxonomy places the organism in Eukaryota, Metazoa, Chordata, Actinopteri, Salmoniformes, Salmonidae. The coding region runs from base 30 to 6197 and encodes 2055 amino acids. The record is from RefSeq and is a predicted model, not a curated record.